Molecule: messenger RNA, 1727 nt
Organism: Hemicordylus capensis (graceful crag lizard)
Lineage: Eukaryota; Metazoa; Chordata; Lepidosauria; Squamata; Cordylidae
Gene: DPM2
Product: dolichyl-phosphate mannosyltransferase subunit 2, regulatory
Exons: 4
Coding region: 152-406 (84 amino acids)
Biological process (GO): GPI anchor biosynthetic process
Cellular component (GO): endoplasmic reticulum membrane; dolichol-phosphate-mannose synthase complex
Molecular function (GO): enzyme regulator activity
Source: RefSeq, a predicted model, not a curated record
CUAGCUCUAUGGCCCUUCUAGGCUUCCUGUCCCUUCUUCCUCCCUAGCUCUAUGGCUCCUGUGUUCUGAUUGGGCGGCCUGGCCGGAAGCAGGUCAGCCUUGCAAGAGAGCUGGAGCUUCUUUUGCAAGAGGAUUCCUCGCUGGCGGGACUAUGGCCACUGCUACAGACCAGUUGGUGGGAUAUGGCUUGGUAGCCUUCAGCCUGGUCCUUUUUGCCUACUACACCAUUUGGGUGAUCCUGCUGCCCUUCAUCGAGAGUGACCACCUGAUCCACAAGUAUUUCUUGCCUCGGGAGUAUUCAGUGAUCAUCCCUGUCGUUGCUGGGUUACUCUUGCUCCUCUUUGUCGGAACUUUCAUAGCCUUCAUCACGUGGAAGAAUCGGAGGUCUGCGAAGAAAUCUGCCUGAAGGUGACUCGAUGGAGAAGAACCCGGGAAGAACUCGGCAGGCAGAUGAUAGCAAGAGCAUCCCUGGGACAAUUCCACCCGCAGAAACCAACAGCUGCCGGAAAAGGACAGUGGAACCUGAAUGUUGUCUGGACCUGAAGCCAUCCUGACCCCAAGGAAAGGACUUCUGUUGUCCUCAGUCAACCCCAGUGUGGACUUAAUUCCCAGCAUACAGACCAAAGCAGCUUCUUCACGGACCAAAACUGAUGCUCUCUUGAGACUCCCCAUGUAGAUCUAGCUGAUUCUGCAUUUCCAGCUCUUGUGGUUUUAUGUCCCAGAUCCUGCCUAGGAUCAAAGUCUGUUUCCCACGAUCCUUUUCACAUGACUCUAUAUUAAGAGACUAUUAAGAGAAUAUAUUAACACCCUCUAAAUUUCUUCUGUCUUUCUCUUUUUUGCUUGAGCCUAUUAUUCCUUCGGUUUCCCCCAACUGGUGCAAAUUACAGUCAGACAAUCAGUCAUCUAGAGCAGUGUUCCCCAUAGCAGGGAUUCCCAGGGGGUGUUGAUGACAACUCCCAUAGUGCCCAAUUAAAGGCCAUUGCCGCUAGGGAUGCUGGGAGUUGUAGUCAACAUCUGGGAAUCCCUGUUACAGGGAACACUGGCAUUGGAUAUGGGGAGUGGCCAAGACUGGCAUGUUUAAGUUCCUCUGUGAAUGUGGUUAAUCAGAAGCACUUGCGGGGUGGGGGUCAGUCAAUGCCCCUCCCCACACACGCAGAUCAUCUUUGGUGGAUUGAACACAAUCCACAAUCUUUUGUGGACUGAACAAAUCCCCGAGGAUUGAAGCGAAAAGUGGUGUCAGUCUUUGGGGAAUUUCUUACUGAUUCGUCUUCCUGGCUUCUCAUUCUGUUGUCUGUUUGUUUCUGACCUGGGCCCCUGUAACUUGGCGCUGGGAUUUAAUGGCAGGCAGGAAUGAGUGGGUGUUGAUGUCGAGUUCCACGCCCCAAGCAACAUCGCCUGCUCCUUCCUGAACCUCAGGCCUCUCUUAUGGGGAGCACAUGUGAUGAUCCAAUCUGUCCACCUCCCCUCGGUGUUUUGAUCUCCAGCCUCUUGGUGUAGAAGAAGGGAAAACAGGAGACCAGAACUGGAGAUAAGCAAAAGGAGGGGGGGGGGAGAGAAUAGGUGCUAGGAAAAUAGAUUUACAGUGAUACUUCCAACGUUCAUUGGGUGAGAAAUCUUGUCUUGAAACCAGUAUGUCAGUUAUUCGAUCUGAUUAUGUACAAGGAUUGCAACGGACUGUGCUAUUCAUUCUCAACUGCUCCCAAUAAAACAUAUGAUGCAACUUUAAA